Rhea pennata is the source of this 3139-nucleotide messenger RNA. RefSeq names its product integrin subunit alpha 5 (gene ITGA5). The record is from RefSeq and is a predicted model, not a curated record. The annotation marks the transcript as partial. Gene Ontology annotation, molecular function: integrin binding. The transcript has 30 exons. NCBI's taxonomy places the organism in Eukaryota, Metazoa, Chordata, Aves, Rheiformes, Rheidae. Gene Ontology annotation, biological process: cell-matrix adhesion; cell adhesion mediated by integrin; angiogenesis. Gene Ontology annotation, cellular component: external side of plasma membrane; integrin complex.
CUGCUGCUGCUGCUGCUGCUGCCGCCGCUGCUGCUGCCGCCGCCGCCCGCCGCCGCCUUCAACCUGGCGGCGUCGCGGCCCGCGGCUUUCCGCGGCGCCCCCGGCUCCCUCUUCGGCUUCGCCGUGGACUUCUACCUCCCGCGGCCCCGCAGCUUCAGCAUCCUGGUGGGUGCCCCCAAGGCCAACACGAGCCAACCCAACGUCACCCAGGGCGGCGCCGUCUACUACUGCCCCUGGCAGCCCGACGCCGGCGCCUGCAGCCCCAUCGAGUUCGACCACGUCGGCACCCGCACCCACGACUUCGGGGGCAACAGCAGCGACGCCGUGGAGUUCAAGUCGCUGCAGUGGUUCGGGGCCACCGUGCGCGCCCACAACAACUCCAUCCUGGCCUGCGCCCCACUGUACAGCUGGCGCACGGUGAAGGAGGAGCCGGGCCGGGACCCCGUGGGCACCUGCUUCCUCUCCGUGGGCAACUUCUCCAAGUUCGUGGAGUACGCGCCCUGCCGCUCUGACCUCAACUCGGAGGCCGGGCAGGGCUAUUGCCAGGGGGGCUUCAGCGCCGAGUUCACCCAGACGGGGCGGGUGCUCCUGGGGGGCCCCGGCAGCUACUUCUGGCAAGGCCAGGUGAUCUCGGCGACGCAGGAGCAGAUCGCGGCCGCCGACUUCCCCGACUACCUGAUCCAGGAGGUGGCCGGGCAGCUGCAGACGCGCCAGGCCGCCGGCACCUACGACGACAGCUACAUGGGCUACUCGGUGGCCGUGGGCGAGUUCAGCGGGGACGAGACCCAAGACUUCGUGGCCGGCGUGCCCAAGGGCAACCUCACCUACGGCUACGUCACCAUCCUCAACGGCACCAAUAUGAGGUCCCUGUACAACUUCUCGGGGGAGCAGAUGGCCGCCUAUUUCGGCUACGCCGUGGCCGCCACGGACGUCAACAGCGACGGGCUGGACGACCUGCUGGUGGGCGCCCCGCUGUUCAUGGAGCGGACGGCGGAGGGCCGGGUGCAGGAGGUGGGCAGGGUGUACCUGUACCUGCAGCGCCCGGCGGGCGCCCGGCCCCCCGGCGCGCCCCCCGCGCCCGCCCUGGCCCUCACCGGGCGCCAGGAGUUCGGGCGCUUCGGCAGCGCCGUCGCCCCCCUGGGCGACCUCGACCAGGACGGCUACAACGACGUGGCCGUCGGGGCGCCCUUCGGGGCGGAGGGCCGCCAGGGCGUGGUGUUCGUGUACAACGGGGGCGCGGGCGGGCUGCACCCCGAGCCCUCGCAGGUGCUGCGCGGCCACUGGGCGCCCGGCCACGCGCCCGACUUCUUCGGCUCGGCCCUGCGCGGCGCCAAGGACCUGGACGGCAACGGCUACCCGGACCUCAUCGUGGGUGCCUUCGGCGUGGACACAGCCGUGGUGUAUAGGGGCCGCCCCAUCGUCUACGCCAGCGCCUCGCUCAGCAUCUUCCCCACCAUGUUCAACCCCGAGGAGCGGGGCUGCGCCCUCGAGGACACCGGCCUCCUCGUGCCCUGCAUCAACCUGAGCUUCUGCCUCAACGCCUCGGGGAAGCACGUGCCCAGCUCCAUCGGCUUCACCGUGGAGCUGAGCCUGGACGGGCAGAAGGCCAAGGGCGCCGUGAAGCGGGCGCUCUUCCUCGCCGGGCGCCAGCCCACCCUGACGCUGCCCCUGGCCGUCCCCAACGGCGCCGGCGCCCAGUGCCGCGACAUGAAGGUCUACCUGCGGAACGAGACGGAGUUUCGGGACAAGCUGUCGCCCAUCCACGUGGCGCUGAGCUUCGGCCUCGACCCGCGGGCGCCCGAGGACCGGCACGGGCUGCGGCCCAUCCUGGACCACCGGGCUCGCACCCGCAUCGAGCAGAAGGCUCACAUCCAGCUGGACUGCGGUGAGGACAACAUCUGCGUGCCCGACCUGCAGCUGGAGGUUUUCGGGGACCGCCGCGCCGUCUACCUGGGCGACCGCAACAGCCUCAACCUGACGUUCAACGCCCGCAACCAGGGCGAGGGGGGCGCCUACGAGGCCGAGCUGCACGUGCGGCUGCCCCCCCCGGCCGAGUACACCGGGGUGCUGCGGCAGCACGGGAACUUCUCCCAGCUGAGCUGCGAGUUCGAGCGGGCGAACGGGUCGAGCACCGUCGUCUGCGACCUGGGCAACCCCAUGAAGGCGGGCGCCAGCCUGUGGGGGGGGCUGCGCUUCACCGUGCCCCGCCUGGGCGACGGCAGCAAGAGCAUCCGCUUCGAGCUGCAGAUCCGCAGCAAGAACGCCAACAACUCGCGGAGCCCGCUGGUGGCCUUCCCGCUGGAGGUGCGGGCGGCCACCCGCCUCUCCUCCUACGGCGUCUCCCGGCCCGAAGCCGUGACCCUCCCCAGCGGGGGGACGCCGUGGCGGGCGCCCCAGCAGGAGCAGGACGUGGGGCCCGAGGUGGAGCACGUCUAUGAGGUGGUGAACGAGGGCCCCAGCGCCAUCAGCCACGGCACCCUGGAGCUGCGCUGUCCCCUGAGCCACCGCGGCAAGCCCCUGCUGCUCGUCACCGGCCACUCGGGACCCCCCAACUGCUCCGCCAGCCACCCCCUGGGCACCCUGCCCCCCCGGCUGGAGCAGAGCGCGGAGCAGCACCCGGUGCAGCGGCGGGAGGCGGCGCGGGGCGGCAGCCCCCACGUUCUGAGGUGCCCGGAGGCCGAGUGCUUCCGGCUGAGCUGCCCCAUGGGGGGGCUGGAGCGGCAGCAGCGGGUGAGCCUGCGCCUGGCCUUCCGCGUCUGGGCCGCCUCCUUCCCCCAGAGGGAGGCGCCGGCGCCGGCGCUGCGCUGCGAGGCCGAGUACCAGGUUCACCGGCUGCCCUACCGCAUCCGGCCCCAGCACUACCCCAGCGAGCGCCUGCAGGUGGCGACGGGGCUGCAGUGGGCGGCGGCGGGGGGCGGCGGCGGGGUGCCCGUGUGGAUCGUGGUCGUGGCCGCGCUGCUGGGGCUGCUGCUGCUGGCGCUGCUCAGCUACGGCCUCUACAAGCUGGGCUUCUUCAAGCGCUCGCUGCCCUACGGCACCGCCAUGGAGAAGGCGCAGCUCAAGCCCCAGGCGGCCUCCGAGGCCUAAGGGCGCCCGGCGGCGCCGGCGCCGGCAGCGGGCGCCACCGCCGCCCGGCGCA